AUGAGGAUAUUUCGAAGAUUUAUCCAUAUUAAGAAGAUACCUUCACUAUACUGGGGGAACAAUGAGAGAACAAAGGGUUUUGGAACUAAAGAAUUACUCGCUAAAUUAAAUUUAAUCUAUUAUCCUCAUUCGGGACUCGUACAUUGGUUACCAUUGGGAUUACAGAUGAGAAAUAAGAUUGAAACUAUUAUUAGAAAACAUAUGGAUGAAAUCGGAUUUGAAGAAAUUGAACUUUCACUGUUGACUGAUACAGCACUCUGGAAAGUGUCGGGACGAUUAGAUACCAAUAAAGAAUUAUUUAGUGUAGAUUCUAAGUUUCUAUUAUCACCAACGUCAGAAGAAGAGAUCACUGCUUUAGUGAAGAAAACAACAAGUAGUUAUAAACAGUUUCCUUUACUUUUUUAUCAGAUUGGUAAUAAAUAUAGAAAUGAAAAGAGACCAAGAGGUGGAUUGUUAAGAGGUAAGGAAUUUCUAAUGAAGGAUGGAUAUUCAUUUGAUUUGAGUGAAGAGGCAGCGAUGAAUACUUAUCAUUCAGUAUUUGGAGCUUAUGAAAAGAUAUUUGAUGAUUUAAGAUUGCCUUAUGUUAAAGCUGAAGCUGAUAGUGGGGAUAUCGGGGGUACCUUAAGUCAUGAAUGGCAUUAUUUAGAUGUGACUGGAGAAGAUACGAUAUUUGAAUGUAAUCAUUGUCAUUCUACAUCCAAUAUAGAAAAGACAUUAUCAUAUGCAAAACCUAUAAAUCAAUUUCAUCCAGUGGACGUCAAAUAUUUCCGAACUACCGAUCACUCAACUUUAGUUUGUGCUUAUUAUCCUAGAGGUAGAGUUUUAGAUACUAACUUUAUUAAGAAUGAAGUAGAUAUUGAUUUAGAUUCCGAUAUUCUGGAGGAGGAAUUAUUAGAGGAUUUUUCUGAUCAAGAAACCCUUCCUAGUAAGAAAUUUUUAAGAAUAAUGGAUUCUAGAUUAUCAUCUCGAUCAGAACUACCUGAGUUCCCAAUACUUUUUCUUAGUAGAGCUUCCUUUACAACUUUAACAGAUAUUCCUAUUGUUCAAGCUAUUGAUGGAGAAAUAUGUACCCUGUGUAAUAAAGGUGAAUUAAAAGCUUCCAAAUCUAUUGAAGUUGGUCAUACGUUCUAUUUGGGUGACAAGUACAGUCGUCCAUUUGAAUGUUCAGUUAUCAUGCCUGAAACUGGACGUCAAGAUCUAAUUAUGGGAUGUUAUGGUAUAGGAGUUAGUCGUAUUAUUGGAGCAAUUGGUGAAGUGAAUCGUGAUGAAAAGGGAUUAAGAUGGCCUGCUAUAAUAGCUCCUUGGCAUGUUACUACUAUUGAGGCGGUAGAUGGAGACUACAAUGAACUUUAUGAGCAAUUAAAUGAAAAUGAUAUUGAUUACAAACUUGAUCAUAGUGAUAAUAAUUUAGGAAAGAAAUGUGCUCAAUCCAAUUUAUUGGGUAUUCCUUUGGUUUUGAUAGUAGGUAGAGAUUUUCCUAUAGUAAAGAUAGAACCUAGAGGCAAGAGAUUUACUGAUGAUUUAGAUUGGAAGAAAUUAUAUGAAUCCAAACAUGAAGAAUUUCAAUGGACAGUUAAUUGUGAUAGAGAAGGUAAUGAUGUAAGUCAUAGUGUACAUAAAGACGGAGCUAUUGCCGUCAUUAAAUCUUUAUUAAAAGAUAUGUAA
Scheffersomyces amazonensis is the source of this 1665-nucleotide messenger RNA. It is a transcript of the gene PRS, whose product is annotated as putative proline--tRNA ligase. Gene Ontology annotation, molecular function: proline-tRNA ligase activity; ATP binding. Gene Ontology annotation, biological process: prolyl-tRNA aminoacylation. The record is from RefSeq and is a predicted model, not a curated record. Lineage: Eukaryota; Fungi; Ascomycota; Pichiomycetes; Serinales; Debaryomycetaceae. The transcript has a single exon. Bases 1 to 1665 code for a protein of 554 amino acids. Gene Ontology annotation, cellular component: mitochondrion; cytoplasm.